GGGAGUUGGCAAACAUUUGUCCUCGUAUCAUCUCUUAUGCUUUUUUCCAUUUCCUUUGCUUAUUUGACUGUCUUUAGCUCAACCCACAAGUUUUUCUUGCUUUUGUCCUUCUGAUUUUCUCAACUGUCCCACUGUGGGUGGAGUGACUAGAUGGGGGACAAGCUGCUGCUGGUCUCAUCCCAUCACAGGAGAUAAGACUUGGAGAGCAAAGGAUACAAACUGGACUGCGCACCACUUUCAUUCCAGAACUCCCUAACACCAGCACGCUUCCAUGGCCUGCGCCUGACCCAGACUCUGUAACGGCACACGGCGUUUGCCAUUUUGACCCAGACCAACACGGCCAUCUUGCUGCUCUGCAACACCCAGGACAGCAGGUCCACCAGACAAACAAGCCAUGGAAAACCAUACCACAGACUUAGCCGACUGGUCACUGACAACAGAAUUUGACUACGGUGAUUCAGCACCAUGCAUGGGAACGGAGGAAAAGCACUUUGCAGCAAACCUUUUGCCACCGCUUUAUUCUUUAGUGGUGAUAUUUGGCCUCAUAGGCAACAUGCUUGUUGUCCUUAUCCUGGUAAAAUACAAGAGACUGAAGAGCAUGACUGACAUCUACCUGCUUAAUUUGGCAAUAUCUGAUUUGCUGUUUGUAUUUUCUCUCCCUUUUUGGGCUUAUUACGCUGUUCAUGACUGGAUUUUUGGGGAGGCGCUGUGCAGAAUUCUCUCAGGCGUCUACCUCCUUGGCUUCUACAGCGGCAUCUUUUUCAUAAUCCUGUUGACCCUAGACAGGUACCUGGCCAUAGUGCAUGCAGUGUUUGCCUUAAAAGCUAGGACAGUUACCUAUGGCAUCCUCACUAGUGUUGUCACUUGGGCUGUUGCUAUUUUUGCUUCUGUCCCUGGGAUAGUAUUUCACAAAACUCAAAAGGAAAAUUCACGUUAUACCUGCAGUGCUCAUUAUCCAAGUGAUGCCACGAUAAAUUGGAAGUACUCCUUUACUUUAAACAUGAACAUUCUGGGACUUAUUGUUCCUAUGUUAAUUAUGAUUUUCAGUUACUCACAAAUUCUAAAAACAUUACUGCAAUGUAGGAAUGAGAAAAAGCAGAAGGCAGUGAGACUUAUUUUCGUGAUCAUGGUUUUUUACUUUAUCUUCUGGACACCAUUCCAUAUUUCUUCUUUUUUGCAUACAUUUCAAAGUUCACUUUUUGUCCCAAACUGUGAAAUCAAAGGUGAACUGGAGAAAGCAAUCCAAGUGACAGAAACAAUAUCAAUGAUCCACUGUUGUAUCAAUCCUGUGAUUUAUGCUUUUGUUGGAGAAAAAUUUAGGAAGUAUCUUUACGCCUUUUUCAGAAAGCAUGUUGCAGCCCAUCUCUGCAAAAAAUGUCCAACUCUUUAUCGCGAAAAAUUAGAAAGAGUUAGUUCCACAUUCACACCAUCCACUGCAGAGCAUGACAUCUCUACUGGACUGUAAAAAUACAUCAAAUUAGUUAGUAAUAUUGCAUCACUUGCUUUGCCUUAAGGACUGCCUGAUACUAUUUAAGAUCUUUAUGUUAACUAUUACUGAAAAUUGUAUGACCCUCAAAUCUUUUGGUUAACUGUUCCUUGGGGUUACAGCAUUUUCCAUUCUUAAACUAAUAGAAUCAGUGAGCUCUCCAGGAAGCAUUAACACCAUAGCUGGAUGACGUCAAGAUCUGAAUGGGGCCCAGAAUAGUAUGAUUCUAUCUCUUCACCCAAAUUCUAUUCAAUGAACAAAUGCCAGUGAGAUAUACCUGGGGGGAAUACACUGUUUAAGAGACUAGGGAGUAAUAUGUCAUCUCACAAGAGUCAUUUAUUGUUAUGUAAACAUUGUAAGAGAAACACUGGGAGGAAGCUUUGAGGAUUGAUGUACCUGUUUAGUAUUCAACAUUAAUGGAGCACCUUUUGGAAGUGACUGUAUUCUUUCUGCAACAUGGUCAGGCAUUUGAUGAAGGGAAGCUUUUAGUUUUCUUCAUUUUUCCCCCCUACCCCUAGUUUUCCCUACAUGAAUAAAAGGUAUUUCCAUACAAACAAAUGUGAGGAUGAGUAUGACAUAUAUCAGGAUAGUAUCUCCCCUCUGAUAGGAGAUAAGACUGACCUUUAUCUUACUGGGGCCAUUUAACGCAAGGAUUUUUCUGUUAGCUAAGAAUGUAGUAAUUUUUAAACAUAAUCCUUUGGACUCUAGGCUAUGUUAUAGUAUUUUAAUUUUAGUUCUUUAAUUUUAUACCUGUCAUAUUAUUCAGUUGCUAACAUUUUCCAAAGUGAGCUUUUAAUUGGCAACAUUGUGAUUUUUGUGGGUGGAAUUUUGCAAGUAACUGCACACACCAAGUCUACUGACUGCACAAGACAACGAUGCACUCCCAAACAUGAGCUUGUUUCUAAUAAAUCAUAUCCCUCCAAGGAAAACUGCACUUAACCAUUAAAAGCACAUCACCAAAGAUCUGCAAGGCCAGAAUGAAAAUCACCUUGGUAUUUGCUAUGCAAGAUUCUGUAUGAAAAAAAUAUCAGGACCCACUGAAGGAUUUUGGAGAUCAUGAGCACAGUACUGAGUGGAGGCCUCCCUAGUUUUGGACAGGUGCAUCAUGUGUAGAGGAAGACUUUACAUGGCAGAUGCAGUUAAGUGUGUCAGGCUACGCUCUUGCAUGAGAAAUUCAUGCUCUUCACAUACACAGCAAGUCUGACAUUAGGGAUACACUUCCAGGCAGACAGUAGCCUUGGAACUGCAAAAGCAACCAACUGCAGAAGAGACAUACCUGCUCUGCCUUCCCAGGAGAAGAGUGCCCACAGCUAACUGGUACCCCAACUAGAACUGCAUACUAAUUGAAGACUUUAGACCAUUAGCCUACUGGUGUCCUAUGGCCAUACAUUUAUGCCAUUAAUAGGAGUGAUGUAUUUCCCUGUAAAACAAAGUAGUAUUCUAGGGACAUGAUGUUUGCAAAGAAGAGAGAGGGGCAUAGUGGAGAACUUUUUGCUUCAAACUGUAAGAAAGCACAGGUGAGCAUUCCUUACACAAGUGAACCGUCCUUCUGGUUUUUUUCCCAUAUACUUCAAAGGGGGCCUUUCAUGAGGUCUUGCUCAUGGAAGUGUGGAGGGGCAGGUUCAACCAACCUUCAGGCAACACAAGGACACAAGAGGGCAUUCCGUGCUACUUAACUUUAGGCAUGUGAUACAGAUACCUAAAUUAACAGUGAAUUUCUUCAAGGUCCCUCAGUGGUCAGCAGAGAAAAACAGAUGCCCGAGUCAGAAGCAGACAUAUGAUUUAAAUGGCCUCUGGGGAAGAUUACCUGUCAGACUGUAGAAGGAACAUGGAAAUGCCAGCCUCUUAAUUUAGGUAUUAGAUGCCUUAAUCUAGGUGGUGCAAAUACUCUUUCCCCUCUAGAAAGGGGAUGUGCCUUUUAACAUCAAAGCACUGCUUCUGUAAAUAGUUACUUUUUAUCCUAUCAACUAUUAUAAUCAGGCCACUACCUUGUGAGGUUAAUAGUCACAGACAGACUAAAGAAAAGACCAAAAACCUAUCCUCACAGUAAACUUUCUUGCUUGGAAAUAAUACUUUUAUUUCUUUUGUACUUUUUUACUGCACUAAAGUAGAAGUACCUUUUUAAUAUUAAAGCAUAAAUUAGUUCAGUGUGAUACAAAUCCUGUUGCAUCUGUGAUAUUUUUACUGCUGCGUUUUAUUUUAAAUCUUUGUCUUGUUGGAAUUUUGUUUCUUCCUUUUUCAUGUCGGUGCAGUGAAAUGAAUAAAAUCUGUGUCUGAAAAGCCACAUA
Falco peregrinus (peregrine falcon) is the source of this 3774-nucleotide messenger RNA. RefSeq names its product C-C chemokine receptor type 2. The coding region runs from base 395 to 1465 and encodes 356 amino acids. Lineage: Eukaryota; Metazoa; Chordata; Aves; Falconiformes; Falconidae. The record is from RefSeq and is a predicted model, not a curated record. Gene Ontology annotation, molecular function: C-C chemokine receptor activity. The transcript is spliced from 3 exons. Gene Ontology annotation, biological process: G protein-coupled receptor signaling pathway; positive regulation of monocyte chemotaxis; immune response. Gene Ontology annotation, cellular component: membrane; cytoplasm.